Molecule: messenger RNA, 897 nt
Organism: Paramuricea clavata
Lineage: Eukaryota; Metazoa; Cnidaria; Anthozoa; Malacalcyonacea; Plexauridae
Source: the annotation of a GenBank genome assembly
AUGUCGCUCUUUCACUGGGGCGUACACGCCUGGGUGGUUUAUUCUCUUGUUGGCUUGUGCAUGGCUUUUGUUACCUACCGAAGAGACCUUCCUAUGACCAUGCGUUCCUGUUUCUACCCACUUUUGGGUGACUGGAUCUACGGAAUCGUUGGAGACGUUAUCGAUAUUAUAUCAAUUGUAUCGACCAUGUUUGGUGUAUGUACAACACUCGGACUGGGAGCCAUGACCAUCAAUUCUGGCGUGAACCGCGUUAACAGCGACUUUAGUGAGAGCGUUGAUAACCAGAUUAUUAUUAUAUGGGUUGUCACCGCAAUGGCAACCAUUUCAGUCAUAACUGGGCUGAAAAUGGGUGUGCGUCGCCUGAGCGAAAUUUGCUUUGGUCUCGGUGUGGCGUUGAUGCUUAUAAUCCUAUUCUAUGACAAGACAUUCUUUCUUUUGAACUUAUACGUACAGAGUAUUGGUUAUUACCUGCAGAAUUUCUUACAAAUUGGUUUCCACACCGAAGCCUUUGCGCAGCUAGGCAAUGCGCCGGAUGGAAAACAGGCACCAGAAUGGAUCGAUACGUGGACCAUCUUCUACUGGGGUUGGUGGAUAUCUUGGUCACCAUUUGUUGGUAUGUUCAUUGCGAGGAUCUCGCGUGGUAGAACUAUCAGAUCGUACAUCAACGCAACUCUCACCGCACCCAUCCUGUUUUCCUUCUUAUGGUUUACCAUAUUUGGCGGCGCCGGACUUAAGAUGGAACGCGAGGCAGCGUUGAAAGGGAUCAACUGCUCCGAUGAAUUUGGUGGGACGAAUUCAACCGAACCUCUGGGAAAUUAUUCCGAUUAUCAUGUCGUGGUGAGGCGCAGAUGUACUUUGACGUACUGCAACAAUAUGGUGACAUUGGUCAGUUUCUAA